AUGUUACAACCAAUAGAAAAGCAGCGUGCAAGUCUAAAACCAGAAAGUUCACAGGCAAGAAGGAAAAGUUACAGGGAAUUUAGAAAAAAGUACAAGAAGAUUACUAAAGAGUAUGGCCGAGAAAUUAUCCAAGAAGGUAGUACAUUGGUACUAGGACUUGCAGAUCACUUUGAUGAAAUAGUCGCAAAGGCAAUGAAUGUCGAGAAAGAAUUAAUUACUUUAGCAAGGCAGUGGCACAUCACACUAGAAAGAGCUGCCUUUACAGAAGGUGUAGACAAAGUUAAAGAAGUUCUAGAAAGAGAACAAGAAGCAACAACUACUCAACAAGAGAACAUAAAAGAGGUAGUAGAAGAAGUAGAAAUGAGAAUUGAGGAAGAGCGGAUAACAGAAACAAAGAAAAUUAUGGAGGUUAAACCAGCUAAGCCUACAAGACAAGAUUUACAGCACCAAGAAACAGCAGAUAAUACUACUAAAAAAGAAGGAAAAAAUAAAGUGCUAGAAGGAAAUAGCAUAGAAAUUUUCCCUUGCAAGAACAAGAUAGAAGACAAAUUAGAGCAACUAGAAGAGAUAGGAAAAGCAAGAUAUGGCAAAUAUGAAGAAGCUAAGGCAAAACUAGAAAAAAAAAAAGAUGAAUUCGAUCAACUGAAUUUAAUUCUAGAAGAAAAGACUGAGAAAGAGAAUCCAAAGAAAAGAAAAGUACUACAAAAUGAAAAGAAGACUAAAGAAGCAAGAGAGACCCAGGCAAAACAAGAGCUUGAAGAAGUACAAAAGAAAAGAGCAACACUAUCAGACCAAACUGAAAAAAGAGAGUACUCAACAAGUAGUUCAAGUAGAAAAAGAAAGGAGGUACUAUCUGAACGAACAGAAGAUAAAAAAAUAUCUCCAGUUAAAGACAAAGGAAAAAGAAAAAUGUAUGAGCCAGAAACUUCCCUAAAAGAAAAAGAAGACUCUCAUAAAAGUAAUGACCUAGAUAGAGAACAGAAACCUUACUCAAGAAUUGAGGAAACUAUUACCGUAUGGAACAUACCCUACCAUAUAACAAGGUCACAAGUCUUUUUUGCAAUCAAAUAUCUAGAACGUGUCAAAAACAUCGAAAUGAUCAGAGAAAGCUCAGGAAAAACAAGAGCAGAAGUAUCUUUUGAAGAAGGAAGUAGUUUCAUACAGGGAAUAGAAACUUGGAUAGUUCCUCUCACAAAUGAACUUCUAAGUAGUUAUACCUACGAUGCUAUUAGAAUUCAAAAAGAAAAAGAGUUAUGGAUUGCAUUUCAAGAUAUGCGAAAAGCUUUUGAUUCAGUAAGCAUACACGCACUAGAGCUUUCUAUGAGAAGAAUAAGGCUUCCAAAAAAUCUGAUCACUUUCAUUAAGCAAUUAUAUCAAAACUGCGAAAUAAGAGUAAUAACAGACGAAGGCCUGAUAGACUUUUUUGUAGCUGGUGAUGGAAUUGAUCAAGGAGAAGUGAUUUCUCUACUAAUGUGGAGAAUAUUCUAUGACCCACUACUAGUCGAAAAGCGGGUUUACAGAACAGAGAAAGCAAUGAUUUCAGCGCUAGCAUAUGCAGAUGAUACUACGUGGGUAGUAGAAUCUCAGCAGGCAUUGCAAGAAAUUAUCCGG
Molecule: messenger RNA, 1611 nt
Organism: Paraglomus occultum
Lineage: Eukaryota; Fungi; Glomeromycota; Glomeromycetes; Paraglomerales; Paraglomeraceae
Source: the annotation of a GenBank genome assembly